AUGCUACUCUACUAUUUUGCGAGCGCUGUCAAGUCGAUACAGUUCCAUGUGGACGAUGACAUCAUCGACAAGCUCAACUACUACUACACUACUGCCAUCAUUACUGUGUUCGCCAUCCUUGUGUCAGCUAAGCAGUAUGUUGGUUUUCCAAUCCAAUGUUGGGUUCCGGCUACUUUUACCGAACCUAUGGAACAGUAUACGGAGAACUAUUGCUGGGUGCAGAACACCUACUUUCUGCCUUUACAUGACUAUAUACCGCAUAAUUAUGCGGAACGAGAAAAUCGACAAAUCGGGUAUUAUCAAUGGGUGCCAUUUGUAUUAGCCUUGGAAGCAUUAUUAUUUUACGUGCCAACCAUCGUGUGGAGGUUGUUGAGCUGGCAAUCAGGUACUAGCAUUAUCAGACUCUGCUAG
Messenger RNA from Cylicostephanus goldi, 411 nucleotides. Lineage: Eukaryota; Metazoa; Nematoda; Chromadorea; Rhabditida; Strongylidae. The record is from the annotation of a GenBank genome assembly.